CAUCAAACCCCAUAAAUCUAGCUACUUCUUUUACGUUUCUUUAUUUUGGUACCUAUCUUAUUUUUAACGAGGAAAAGCUUUUCAUUUUUGUUGGAACCUAUCAUUUCAAAGGAAGGGAGUUGUAAUAAUUAGGGUUUUUUUAUUUUUUUGGUCCAAGGGAUGAAGAAAUGUCAAGUAGUGAGGAAAAGUGGAAGAAGAAGCUGUACUUCUUCUUCAACGGCGAUUACCAACGUGAGGUACGGUGAGUGUCAGAAGAAUCACGCGGCGAACAUCGGAGGGUAUGCCGUCGACGGCUGUCGGGAGUUCAUGGCCAGUGACGUCGAAGGGACGACUGGGGCUUUAACGUGUGCCGCUUGUGGUUGUCACCGGAACUUUCACAGAAGAGAAGUGGAAACUGAGGUCCUCUGAUCGAACAUUACAGAAGAAGAAGAAGAAGAAGAAGAAGAAGAAGAAGAAGAAGAAGAAGAAGAAACAGGACCCAAAUCUUGUCUGGUCUGUAAAGCCUCCACCGUAACAACAGCCUUCACAAUGCCUGAUCUUCCAACAAAUGCCAACCCUGAAACCCUGUCUGGUUGAACCACCACCAUGAGACCUAUACAACAAGCAAUGACGAUAACGAUAAACCCUCUGCGAUUCCCACCAAAAACCAUCUUCAUCUUUAUACACUAAAAAACACAAUAUAGUUAAUGCAAAAUUAGAUUUGAAAAGACAAGGACGAGAAAAUUGUUACUGUGUUGUCUGAGACGACAGCACUAGGUUACUUCUACUGCACUUAUUUAUAUGGGGUUUGGAAGAGUUGUAAUAAAAGUAUAAAAAGUAGGAAGGUUUAUGAUUCAUUUUCAA
Messenger RNA from Gossypium raimondii (Peruvian cotton), 843 nucleotides. Its product is annotated as mini zinc finger protein 1. The transcript is spliced from 2 exons. Gene Ontology annotation, molecular function: transcription cis-regulatory region binding; DNA-binding transcription factor activity. Gene Ontology annotation, cellular component: nucleus. The coding region runs from base 160 to 408 and encodes 82 amino acids. Gene Ontology annotation, biological process: regulation of developmental process; regulation of DNA-templated transcription. The record is from RefSeq and is a predicted model, not a curated record. NCBI's taxonomy places the organism in Eukaryota, Viridiplantae, Streptophyta, Magnoliopsida, Malvales, Malvaceae.